AUGCAUCACCUAUCCAGCUUCCAUGACACCCCCAGCCUCGACGACGUCGUGCAACAGGCGGUGCAGCACCACAGCAGCAGCGGCGGUGGCGGCGCCAGCACCUCAACGCCACCUUCUUCCGCGCUGCACGCCGCUCUUACACAGCUCACGGAUUCGAAUUCUUCGCUUUCUAGUGAGCUCACCCGCACCCCCACGGUGCAGGCGCUGCACAAAUUCUGCCGCACUUUUGUAGAACGCUACCACACCCCAGACACGUUGUUGCUGGACACCGCGUGGUGGGCGAGCGAGGCGGCACGGCUGCGCGGAGGCGAAGCGUCGAGCUCAAAUCGACCUCCUCAACUGCCGCUCUCGGCCACACUCACUACGGCCGAGCGAGAGGAAUUGCUGCUUCGCACGGUACGCCUUCUUCGCGCUACGCACCAAAGCAAAAAACCCACGGAGGUGUACGGCGGCGGCAACACCGUUGCAGCUGGGGGCGCGCGGCACUUGGACAUCACGGCCGGCGGCUCGUUGUCUUCACACCCGCCGCACCACGACGUGGGGGGUGACGUGAACGUGCUGCAGUUUGACGACCCGCCGCUGAUGAAUGAACAGGAGGGCAACUGGGAGAGUGUGGAGCUGGGCGGCGGCACCGACCUGCAGCGCAGCGGUGGGAUGCAGGGAAGAGUGAGUCAAGAGGGGGAGUGCCUGCACGUGCUGGAGACGUGGAUUGAGGACAUGUUAAACGGCGAUGGCAAGGCCGAAGAUGCCAAGGAACACUUGGAAGCGUCCCGUCUGGAGAGUCUCGAGUAUUUGCUACACCACCGUCCGGAGCUGGUGACGCGGCAUGCGGAACUCUUUACGCUGCAGCACCUCGUGGCUGUCAGCACGUGCAGUAACCCGUCCGGACAUUGGGCAGCGACCGCCUUCACGUUUUUCCAGGCCCUACCGGCUCGUGCCCAACUCGAUUUUCUGCACCACGUAAUCGAAAAUCUGCGAGAUGGACGGCCGCGAACGGAAGACAGCGAUGUACUUCUUAUGACUUUUGUGCAGCAGCUGUUGCACGAAUUCCCAGAAAACUGGCUGCCGCUGCUCGAUAGUGAAGUUACAGGUGUCUUCCUCGGUGUGGUGUCGUGCGUUGUCGUCCCUUUUGCUGCCGUGCUCGGUCAGGUGGAUGCGGAGGCGGUUUGGCUUGCGCAGUGGUGCAUGCGGCCGUCCUUCAUGUUAGCCAGCGACGCCCUCAUCGAUACGCAUCCGCUGGUCGUGCGAGAGCUUUUGACGGAGGUUGCGUCCUCGUCGCAUGCGGUGUGCGUGCUGCUGCACCUCCUCCCUGCCAUGUGUCGACGAUCAGACGGCGGCGACGGUGGUGCACCUGCUGCUCUGACGCCCGCGGGCGGUGAAGCAACGGAGGCGAAAGAACACGAAGCACACGAGCCAUCAUGGGCCGCUCCGUUUCACGCUCUUCAGCAUUUGUUGAGCGAGAGUCCCCCAAGAUUUACCCGUGCUGUGUAUGAACUUGGUAGCCGCACGCUGUGCGCCUGUGCGACGCAGCUUCCACCUCAGGCAAAAGAGCGCUGCAUUACCGACCUCACGGACGUGCUGUUGCAGUGGCCGUCACAGGGAAAAGAAGAUGCAGUAUCGGCAGCAACAGCGGCGGCAGAAGCACCUUUUCUUUUUUCAUUCCGGCUCUACACUGAGUUGUUGUGUGAGACGAGCGAAGCGGAGCCGUGGUGCCCAGAUUCGGUGUGGGGUUCGCUCGAUGUACCGAUGCGCACACAGAUGCAACUCGCUGCAACUGCAGCCGCCGCCGACUCCGCUCUGCAUCCACGUAACGCAGCAGAGCCGUCCGCCUUCGCCAGCGAGACGUUGGAGGCGUUGCAGCACUGCUGGUCGCGAAUUCUGUGUUGCCGCGCGAGCAAACUGCCGCACGCUCUCGCAGCACUGGUCGAGGACGUUGCGGCGUCGUGUGCAGACGUGCCUGAUAGCCCUACUCGACUGUUUACAUGGAACACACUCAUCGCCGUGUCGUCCACACUUUGCGGGUGGUCGGCCCUGCAGCCGCACCUGCCGCGACUGGCGCGUGGUCUCUCCUCCUGCUCCUCUGCGGGACGAUGGGCGCCUUUACUGCAGGCAAUCCUGGAGGUUUCUGGCAGUGUCGCGCUCGCCUCGGUCACGCCUAUUUCACGUACGCAUAGUCGCACCCCGUCGAGUUCGCGGAAGUCUUCCGCGUCACGAAGCCCUCGAACGCCAGCGUACCGCCACGUCGACUUCUUGUCUCCGCGCUGCGUCGCUCUUCUCCUUCGCUGGUGCACCUUUGCGGAGGCGCGUGCCGGCCUCGUCGUUGCGUCUCGUGAGGCGGCUCUUUAUUUCUACCACUGCACUCAGCGCCCCGACGCAAAGGGCAGCCGCAAGAAGAGCAAAACGCCCACGCCACGCUCCACAAAGCAGUGGCCGCUGUUGUGGCCGGUGGAGGCCUAUCCGCAGAGCGGCCACACAGACCUGUCCUGCAACGAGGACACGACGGCGAGUGCGCAUCAUGUGCGAUCGCUCGCAUGCUACGAGUCCCUCGCUCUUUUCCUCGCCUGCACCGCGCUGCCUGUUGUACAGAGGGCGCCGUCCGUCGCUGAUGACGCUGAGAACGACGCAGAAGCACUGGUGGGUGUUUGGCAGCAGCUCGAGGACCUGUGGCUCGCUCCUGCGCUGCUCCUCCACGAGGGAGAAGUACCGCCGCGUACGACGGCGUUGUCGACUCCCCCUCUCGCCACAGGUCUCGUGAACUAUCCUCCCUUUGCGGAGGACUCACUCCUCACGCUGCUCUGCGCGCUGGCGCUGUGCAUUCUCAUCCGUCCCUCCGCGGAGUACGAGGCGUGGCUGAGUCCUGGUGUGGCGCAGCAACGCCUGCGUCCACUGCGGCGUCUCUGUGUGGCGCGGCGUGGCGUCGAUCCGGUGUACUUCAUGGUACGCUACAUCACAUCUGGCAAGGGUCGGAAGCGGCUGCCUGCGAUUUUGCUGGAUGGGUGUGAGGCGGAGCUAACGGUGGAGACGGUGAUUGACGUGAGUGAUUUCACGGAAGGCGAAGAUCUGCCGGGGGGUGAGGUGGCGCUGUCCGUGUCUGAGGACGCCGUCAACGAGCUGUUAACGGCAUCCUUUCUCGCAGUGAAGUCGAUGGCGAAGAACUCACCCACUCAAAACGACUGUGCAGGUGCAGACGGCCGAAGCGGCAGCAGUGGGGAGAAGGAUCUGCUGUUAUGGCCGUCGGAAGUGAUGACACUCGCCCGAACGCUGCUGGGACAUAAACAUGCGCUUCGUACAACACCGACUGCACUGCAGCAGCUUCUCGCGUCUCGUACUGUCAGUGAAUGGACGGAGUUCAUGCAACACGAUGAACGCGCUCUCGCACUGAGUAAAGUUCUUGGGACUUCUCAUCCCGCCGUCUUAGCCAUUUUGCGCGGCGCCCAUGUGGACGUGGUGUAUCUGGCUUCGCUCUGUGUGGCGGGCUGGCUGUGGCCGCCGGCGACGCACCUAACGUCAGCGCGUCGAAAGCUGUGCUGGGCUGCACUCCAGUACUUCUCGCAUCAUGGCAUAGCCGCGUACGACGGCUACGUUGCGCGAAAUCUUGCCGCGCACGUGGAGCGUGUGUACCACGAGAAUCUGUCAGGUGUAAGUGAGGCAGUCAUUUUCCCGCAGUCGCGCGCCUUACCCCUGCCCUCGUCUCUCUUUGUAUUGCUGCUUGUGAGGCCUUUCACGCUGGCCGUCGCGUGA
Messenger RNA from Leptomonas pyrrhocoris, 3741 nucleotides. RefSeq lists its product as hypothetical. Lineage: Eukaryota; Euglenozoa; Kinetoplastea; Trypanosomatida; Trypanosomatidae. The transcript has a single exon. The coding region runs from base 1 to 3741 and encodes 1246 amino acids. The record is from RefSeq and is a predicted model, not a curated record.